Messenger RNA from Trichomonas vaginalis G3, 321 nucleotides. Its product is annotated as organellar and viral DNA polymerase type B. The record is from RefSeq and is a predicted model, not a curated record. NCBI's taxonomy places the organism in Eukaryota, Parabasalia, Trichomonadida, Trichomonadidae. The coding region runs from base 1 to 321 and encodes 106 amino acids. The transcript has a single exon.
AUGAACCCGCAAUGUUCUAAAUGUAAAGCAGCAAUGAGGAAAUAUAACUACUCAGUCAAAGAGAUAGAAAGAAUGCGAAACGACUAUGCAGACUUAAAGAAAGAAGCAGAAAAACCAGCAGAAGAUAAAAUGGACAUGUUAGAAUUUCUGAACAAAAACUAUCCAACUGCUGACGAUUUCCUUCUAUCUGACGUCAAGAAGAAGUAUAAAGAAACUUUCGGCAUUGUUAAAACAUUCGAUGUACUAAAAGAAGAAAUAGAAGCUACAAAACUGUUUAGAGUCUCACGAAUUCAUAACGUUUACCAUGUAAAACGGUUAUAA